Molecule: messenger RNA, 6686 nt
Organism: Bacillus rossius redtenbacheri
Lineage: Eukaryota; Metazoa; Arthropoda; Insecta; Phasmatodea; Bacillidae
Product: PWWP domain-containing protein 2A-like
Exons: 4
Coding region: 35-1753 (572 amino acids)
Cellular component (GO): nucleus; chromocenter
Molecular function (GO): chromatin binding
Source: RefSeq, a predicted model, not a curated record
GUUACAACUUUACUUUGUGGUUUUGACAUCUAAUAUGGCGGACGAAGUUACAGCCCUAGUAACAAAAAUUUUAAAAAAUUCAAAAAUAUCUGUUAAUGUUGAGGAUGUCCUUCCUGACAUUAUUGUUGUGUCAUACGCCUUUGAAAAUAAAUUAUUUGAAGGAGUUUUGUUGGAUUCUACAAAAAAGCAUCUCCCGUGUGGCAUCUACCCACCAAAACAGGGUGAAGAUGAGAAGUUCUUCAGCUUGAGCCAGAGGUACACGUAUCACCAGGAGAAGUCCGGCGCUCCGACGGCGCCUUUCCACAUACGAAGGAACAUCCGCCAGAAGGCGCGCCACAAAAACUCGCGACCGACGGUUCGCCUCCGUCCGCGACAAGUGCUGUGCUCCAAGUGCCGCAGCAUCUGCAACGAGAACUCUGAGAAUGUGGACCACUCGAAGCAGGGGGCACAGGCAACGACCGAGGACGGGCCCAAGAGGAAGCUGAGGUCCCCAGCUCAGAGCCCUCGGUCUCUUUUCUCGGAGAACCACAGCGACAACCAGAACCAACCGGUGCUCAAGUUACCAAGACUGCAACCCGCCGAGAUAUCGAAUGCUCUGAGUGGGAACACGAAUAAAAUGAAGUUCAUGGGUAAUUAUUGGGUCAGGCGUUCUCCGAGUAAAGAAGCCAAGAGUUUAGAAACUGUAGAAAGUCACGAGUUGUUUUCAGUGUCGGUGGACUCGGGGUCUGAAUCGGACUCGCAAGAAGCCAAAAAGUGGCCCGCGGGGGGUAGCUUAAAAAAUAGAAUGGUUUUGCGAAAGAAGCGUAGUGUUGGUUCGAUGGAAGACUUGUGGGACGAACGGGUGUUUGAAGAAAAAAAGAAAAAGGCGUGCAACGGUCGGACUCCGGUAAUCAAAAUAUCGUUCGGUUCUGCGGGGGAGGGAACGGUUCUGAAGAUCCCGUCGAAAGCUCACGAUUACAUUCCGAGCGACAGCGAGGUGGAGGAGACGGCGGAACACAGGCAGAAAACGAAGAACGCGAGUGCGAAAGCGGCGAAAAGAGCGUUGAAGAAAGCCAAGAAGGAGGCCAGGAAGAAGAUGCUGGGUGCCUCACCGGUGCGGUCUCUCAGCGGAACGUCGCCGAACUACGAGGUGCUGUACCACCGCAAGCACAAGCACAAGAAGAAGCACAAAGAGGUGCGCAGGCACAGCAAGUGCUGCAGUGCGGGCGAGCGCUACAGUGCCAUCAAGGAGCGCUGCCUGAAGCAGAAGCUGUCCAUCAACCUGAAGCGCCUGAACGCCAACGCCUACUGCCUGGGCCCGAACGGCUCCAAGAGCCCCGGCAGCUGCUGCAGCAACUCUGACACCUCGGACGACCACGGGGAGGCGGUGCCCGACUUCCCGCCCCCCUCCCGCCCCCUCAUGAUGCGCGUGUCCGCGCAGGCGGUCGGCUCCUGCCUGACGGGCGACGGCCGCCGCAUCGCCGUGGGUGACGUCGUGUGGGGGAAGAUACACGGCUUCCCCUGGUGGCCUGGCAAGGUGUUGAGCGUGAGCGUCUCGCACGCGGACGACGGCUCCCCGCUCGAGCCCCAGGCUCACGUCGCCUGGUACGGUUCGUCCACCUCCUCGCUCAUGCCGUGCGACCAGCUCAGUCCGUUCCUGGAGACCUUCAAGACAAGGUACAAUAAGAAGAAGCGCGGUCCGUACAAAGAAGCCAUCAGGCAAGCGACGAGCGAGGCGGGCAUUCCUCUCCAGGAAGUCAACGUGCUGUCCUAGCUCCCCACCGUGCAACUGCCAAGCUGUGUUCGCGUACUCGGUUCCUUCCCCGUGAUGUGGUUGGCAGCGACGUGUGUCUCCUUACUGCUCGGAAGCAUGUCCAGGAGACACGUCUCGUUCUCUUCUACUUCUUGGCCUUCGAAUAAGCUCAUCACAUGAACAUCACUCACCGCACCAACAGCACCAAACUACCGCACAGAGAAUAUUUUAUUUAUUUUGUAAUAGUGAAUCUCAAAAUUGUUGCUUUCAGUGUGUCUUGGGAAGAAGAAAGAUAAUUCCUCUUGCAUUCUUAGUGCACUUGAUAAGCAGCUGUUGUAGCAUUAAGUGUGCUAAAAUGUGUGGAUAUUGAAAGGGUGAAUUCAGACUGCAGUGACACUAUUCUGUGGUUCAUUUUUCCACCAGUGUUCGGUCGGGUGUGUAGGUAUCUUCAUUUUUCCAAAUAAUGUGCAUUUUGUGAAAGAUAUUCUUCAUAUUAUUUUUACUUUUUUAUAUUGGUUUUGAGUGCUGUUCAGUGUCGAUAUAAUGUGAAAAUUUAAGCAUUAGGAGGCAUGUAGCAAAUGGGAACAGUUUUCUUCCUUAGCGGCAAGGGAGCGUAAUCAGUACUAGUCAGCAGCUGUGUUAGUGUAAUUUUAAGCAUUGCAGUAAUAAUAUUUUGAAUGAGAGCAAAUGGUUUCUGUUAAAGACCUACUGAGUUUCUAAUGUUACUACUGAAAUUCACUUGUUCGGUGCCUUGAUAUGAAAAUUGUUCAGCAGUUUGAUUCCACAAACUGUGCAUUAACAGUCUGAAUAUAUUGUACGGUUCAAUAAAAUCAAAUUGUGCAAAAGCUUAGUGAAAUACGACUUCAAAAAAGUAUUUUUUUUUUUUUUUGCGAUUUUAUUUACUUGGUUAUUUAGCAGAUUGAGAUUGAUGUAAAAGUUUGCUAAAAUAGAUUUAACAUAAUUAUAUUUUUAACAUAAUUUUUAAUGUGAAUGCUGUUGGCUAAUGUUUACUUUUGGUUACAAAUAACCUUCUUUUUCAUGAAAUGUUAUCAGUGUACUUAAGUAAAAUUUAAUUAUUUAUUUACUUUUGCUUAUUAUAAAGCCAACUCUAAGAGUUUGUAAACUGUUUGUUUCUUUUUUUUCCCCAGUAGUGUUUAUCUGUGAAAGCAAAUUGUUUUAUGCAGUUAAAUUGUGUAGUUCUGUGUUAAUAUUUUGGUGUCAUUUUACUACAACAAUAUUAUUGGAAACUUGUUCACUUACAUGGGCUUCCAUAUUAUCAGUAAAAUAUUGUUUUUCUUAAGUGGGCUUAUAUCAUAUGAACCUUGGAAGAUAAUUGGCAACAUUUUAUGGCAAAAUAUGUAUUGCUGUACGUAUAAAUUUUCCUUAGCAGUAGUGUUUCAUUCACAUAAUUCCUGGGAUCCAUUACUGGUCAUUUUUGUUAUUGUAAUUAUUAAAUGUUUUCAGUAAAACCUAUUGUUAUAUCUUAAUGGAGUUAGAAGCACAAAUGUUGUAGUAGGAACGAAGGCUGUAAAGACACUAAAAAAAAGUGAGCAAAUCUUUCAUUUCUCGUCAGUGAUGUGUAAACUUCUAACCUCAGUAACAAGCAAAUUUGUGUUUUCUCAUGUUGUUCAUGUCGCAAAUAAACUUAAAAUACAAAACUCGGACACAAAUAUUAACGUAGAAUUUUUUAAAAUAAUGCGGACCGUGAUAGAUAAUUAAUAUUUGAUUUUCAAGUAUAAUUUCUGGAUGCGAAACACACACACACACACACACACUCACUCUUUCUGUGCCUGCCACUAGAAUUUGCUUGUCACCAUCAAACACAGAUAGCAUUUGGCAGCACGAAACAACCAGACAUGUUGAACUAUUAGAAAUGGCUCUGAUAAAAACCCCGUUUAAACCUGAUUUUAGAUGAGGAAUUUUAUUAAAAUACAUACUUGCCAUCAUGUUAAAAUUCCCUAAAUAGUUAAUACUAUAAAGUUUCUGCACACAUUAUUAGUUAUAUUUCUACGGUGUUCUUAACAUUUUAACCUGAAACAUUUUAAAACACAUAUUAUAACACUUAAGUAUAUGUUUAUAUGUAUAUAUUUUUUAGCUUAAAAUGACUGAAAUGUCUGUAAAUACUACCUACAAACAAACCUUAACCUUAUUGAGCUGAUUCAGCAUUAUUAUUAUACAAUAUUGUAUUAAAAUGUUAUUAAAAUAAAAGAUUUGAACCAUGUCACUUGAAGUUAACAAUAGUGCACUCUAUCACUGUGCUACUAAGCUUGUUGGGAAAUUAGUAGGAAUAUAUGUUAUUACAUUGUAAUGCCAGUUUUUUUAAGUUUGCUAAAAAUUGGGAUUACUUUAUAUUAUGACUAUUUUAGUUUACCAAAUAUAUUCCAGGGUAGUUUCACUAUCAUAAAGUUUCAUUUGGCACACCAAUACGUUUAGUAUGUACCUUAAUGUUUACAAAGGUGACUAUAUACGGGUUUAUGUUGCUACACGUGGGUCCCAGCUUUGCGUCACAUUUCUGUUCAUCAACUUAUGUUCCAUUUUCAUGAAAUUAAUCCUACCAAAUGCUGUAUACCGAGAGCUAUGAUAUUUACACAUUGAUAAAAAGCUCACGUGCGUUUCAGAUGUUCGGAUCAUUUUGUAAUCAACUCCUUGCAGUAAUUUGUGUCAACAAAUGCACAAAAUUAAACUUACUUUAGCCGGUCUCUUUUUUUUUUUCCUUUCAAACUGAUAAAUACUUUAAAAAACAGUCUUGACUUUGAUACAAUGUUUUGAAACACGUUGUUCAAAAGUGUUCAGGAUAGUUGGAAUGCCAAUUGAGUUCUAUACUUGGCCGAGCAUUCUGAAUGUUGGUGGUGUCGGAGGUCUCCUAGAUGGAGGUGUGUGUGUGUGUAUGUGAUUGGCUGGUGUGGUUCGUGACUUGGUAGUGACGUUCUCGUGCGACAAAAGUGAACCUCUUCAGCUCGUGAAACAAAGUUAAACAAACAUCUACACUUUUCAAUGGCAAAACUGCCAUAGAAUUAAAAAAAAAAAAGUGCUUUAUUCUUUGCGUAACUAGCGACAUAGUGAAGAUUUUGGGACAUUAUAAAAAUAAGCAGAAUUAUAAUGGACUGCAGAAAUGAAAUUUUUCAUGUUAAAAUAUACUGCUACUGGCAACCUCAUGGCAUGUUUGACCAAUAUCACAGGUCUGCACUGCUGUGUGUUACCGUCUUUUAGUUACCUCUGUUGACGAGAUCUGAACUCUUUUUAAACAAAAUAAAUAAGUUAACCAAAUAAGCUUGAAAGAGAGAAGCAAAAGCUAUUUUAUUCUUGAUAGUUUUUUGCUUAUUAAAUUUGUUACGAUUACUUAUGUCCUGGAUUUCUUAUUGCUAUUGCUUGUCAGGGAGUUGUAUUCUACAGCAUUUUCCUGUUUGUGGACUAUAUCCUAACUUUUGACUGGUUGCCAGUAAACAAGCUAAACAACGCAACUCGCGCGCCAAGUCCUCAUUGGACCUUGCUGGUGAGGUUAUGACCACGCCCACAGUCACCGAGCCCCUUCCCUCAAGCGCACGUACGCCCAUCUGUCUGGGUGUGGAUCACAUCUGCAGAUGUCAGUUUACUGGAGAGCACAUAAAUGUUUCAUGUCUACAGACUUUAAUUUUCCUUAAACCAUAUUGGUUUGGUUAAAAUUAUGUUUGAAGACUAAAAAGAGUUUGAAGUUAGUUUUUCUUCUUAACGUUUGCUAAUUAUAAUAAAGUAAAAGAGUAUUUAACGCAUGUCUUCUGGAGUCUAGAGGAUUUACUAUAGCAAUGCAGUUCACUUUAAAAAAAAAAAGUGGUAAAACUUAAAAUAUGUCUGUGCCAUAAAACAUGCUGGAAUGAUGUUCCAGUGUAUUCCAGUUUGUUCCAUCAUACACAGAUGGCAUGAUUAUGAAAUAGGUGAAUCUUUAGAGCAUAUAGAGUUUCAUUAAAUUUUUUUAAGGUACAUUUAAAACAUGAUACUCGAGGGACAUUCUUUGAACUUCAUGUUAAGCUGUAGACGUGAUUCUUUUACCAACAGUUUAGAAAUUCAAUUCAUAAUGUGUUUUAAAACAUAUAUACAUAUACUUUUUAAUAAUAAUAAUAAUAAUAAUUUUUGGAAUUUUUUACUCUCUACCAAUAAUUAUCUACAAUGUAAAUUUAUAUGUAAUUACAAAAGUUAUUUUGUAAUUUUUUUUGUGUAUAUGCCUUAGCAACAAUUUCUAAAACAAUCUGCAGUAUUUUCAUAUCUUCAGCAAUAUAUUAGUAGAGUCCUGUGGUAAGUUUCUGGUUCUAAUAUUUUACUGUUAAAUUAAUAUUUUUGCAAAUUAUGAAAUACUAUUUAAAAAGUUGUUCAUUGUUUAAUGUGUUUUGUUCAGUUCAAGACUUCAGAAAUGUUGUAACUAGGUUUUUCUGUAUUGAAACUGGCUCCAUUAAACUUCAAUAUUCAAUUUGCUGAUGUAUAAUACUAUGCAUCAUUGACUAAUACACUUAUAUAUGUUUCACUUAAUAUUAAUGUGAAAUGUUAUGCAACCACCAAAAUGUAUACAUUCCAGUUUCAGCUGAAUUUACGAAGACCAAAGUCAUUCCACGAAUGUUUAUGCAAAGCACAAGUUCAUUGAGCACAGUGUAACUUUCAUGUUUUAUAGAAUGGUAUAAAACUUGAUGUUAGUAUGUUGUGAAUCUGUUAACGUUUUUCAUUUUCUAUUUGUAUGCCGUGGUGAUUGCUGUGUUGAGAUAAUGUUUCAAGUGCCUGACAAAGCAGCGUGGAAGUCAAGUUGGGGAGUGGACUUGUGUAAUUACUGUCAAAUGUUCUCACCAAUCCUCAAAUAUUGUUUACAAUAAAACUAUAAUAAUUUAAGUUACGACCACAAGCCAGCUGGAGCAGUGUAAUGUUCAGGAAGGAAUGCGUUGCAAACUCGUAUUUUAUUGAACAAAAAAUAAAAAUUUAUUUUCCAGUUCUU